UUACUACGCAGUUGGAAUCAACUUUGUAUGCCGACCCGAAAGUGUGCUCUGAAAAAAAUCUAUUUUAUCCAGGAAAACACGAAUAAUUACAAUUGGAAAAAUAACAAAGUGUAAAGUGAAGUGCAAACUUAAGUGAUUAUUUCAAAACCCUCAAAAUUAAGAAUAUCUAGAACCAAAUAUUUUGAAUUGGAAAAGUUCGAGAGCUUUUCACAGUAGUGUGACCUAUAUUAUCGGAAUAUUACAUAAAAAAAGAUAAAGAUUAGACAUUCAUAACUGCAAGAAUUCUGAGGAGACUCUUAAGUGUGAGCCUCCAAGGAUACUAACAAACAAACACAAUUUAUUUACAUCGAAAAUUUUGCAACAACAACAACAAAGACCGAGACUUCAUCGACAGUCGCUACGAUAAAUAUUUAUGUCCUGUACUUGGUUGUUUUGAAACGUGCAUUUACGAAGGAACGCGCAGUACUUUAGUGACUCUCAGUAGUUGGAGGAGUGUCUCUUACGUAAAAAUUAAAAGUAAAAGCCAAGCAGACCUAAUUGGAGCAGCUAAAGUGUGAAUUAAGUUGGGAAGACACGUCAAUUGAUUAACAAAAAAUAAAGGCUAAAUAAAUAAAUUUUGUUCAUGCAAUAUCUUUAGAAAUUUCUACAACGAAUUGCUCACCAACACACACACAAAAUCUAACCGGCUUUGAAUAAUUCGCUGUAUUAGUUGUGUGGCAGCCGCAACAGUACAACGGAAAAAAAAAUAAUAAUAAAACAACCAACAUAAUAUAUUGCGUUGUAUCAAAUUAAAACAGUGUCCGACAACAGAGACGUGCGUUUCCAGCAGUAAUAGAUUGUUGACUUAAAUUGAUCAAGAUGGACUUUGAAAAGCCAUUGGAUGACCUUGACGCUAUCGAGGCGGAAUUGAAUGAAGGUAUUGACAAAGUAGACGGCGAGAUUGACUCCGAAGGUGCAGCGAAUUUGGCCAAGAAGCCCGUUGUGCCCGACACCAAAAAACGUGCCAAAAAGAUUGCGAGACAAAAUAGCAAGGAAGCUGCCAUUGGAGUAUCGGGUGCUCCCAAUUUCGUUGCGCCACAACGUCGUUGGAAGAAUAGUCGUCGGUCACGCAACUCACAGGGCCGAGGAUUGCCAAAGAAAAAUGGUGGCGGAGGAAAAGGAGUUUGGGGCAAAAUGGGAUCAGAGUUACUCGAAGAGCUAGAAAUUGAUGCUGACGAUCCAAAUUAUGACCAGGACACCUACAACAACGUAGAGUUGAAGGAAAUUGUUCCUGAGAUGACUCUCGAGGAGUUCACGAAGAAACUUGAGCCCAUCAUACUCGAGUAUUAUGAUCACGGUGAUACGCACGAAGUGGCUGACAGCCUUGAUGAAUUUAUGACGGGAGCCAUGCGUCCCUAUGUUACAAAAGUCGCAAUCGAAAUUGCCAUGGAACACAAGCAGUCACACCGAGAAAUGACUUCGGUCCUUCUUUCGGACUUGUAUGGACGAUGUAUCACCAGCAAAGACAUCGUUCGUGGCUUUGAUAUCCUUCUUGACGAUCUACCUGAUCUCAUUUUAGACACACCUGAGGCCCCCCAAAUUCUCGGAAAUUUCAUGGCUCGUGCUGUCGCCGACGAUUGUAUCCCUCCACGUUAUGUCACGCAUCCCGAUGACAAGGACAAGACUAACGAGUAUGCAAGAACCGCUCUUACGCAUGCGAAUACGCAUUUAUCCAUGCAAACAGGAUGGGCUCACUUGGAUGAUGUCUGGGGAGUUGGCGGAGCUCUGCGUCCCGUUAAGACUAUCACAAAACAGAUGAACAUGUUAUUGCAGGAAUAUUUGAUGUCACGAGACAUUCCUGAGGCUCAUCGUUGUAUCACACAAUUGGAAGUGCCACAUUUCCACCAUGAACUGGUUUAUGAAAUUGUUAUUUUGACACUCGAAGCUCUCAAUGAGAAUGUUGAGGAAGCCAUGUGUGAGCUUCUUAAAUCAUUGGACUCGUCUUGCAUUGUCUCGCCAACUAUUAUGGAACAAGGCUUCCAACGUGUCUACGAUGACAUGACUGAUAUUUCAAUUGACAUACCUCUGGCAUACAUAAUAUUAGAUCGUUUCUUACAACGCUGUUAUCGGGCUGGCUUCAUAAGUGAUAAGCUAAUCAAAAAUCAGCCGACUAGAGGUCGCAAACGUUUCGUCUCGGAAGGUGACGGUGGUCAUAUCAAACCACAGAACAUGCAAAUUCGAGAAUUCAACAAACAAGUGUAAAAUGUUUCUUCGUUCCACUUGACCUCCAUGUUAUCAAGUCAGAAAGGAGAAAUACCAUCCAAGGAGAACAGAAAAAAACAAAACUUAUUACUAUAUUACUACAUAUGCUUAAUCGCUAAAUGCCUAUGAAAAUCUAUACACAUUAACUGUCAAAAAAGAAAUGAAUCCACAUUUUUUCAACAAAAACCUACGUUCAUACUAAACAAAAAUCAAUUAGAAGUGAAAAUUAAUUAAAACAACACGGAUUACCUCUUAAUGUUAGAAAAAAGUAUAAAAAUUAAGACUUGAAUGAAAAACUCACAAGAUGGUUGAUUUUGAUUGGACAAGAUUUUUUCUUAUCGAAUUGAAAUUCAUGAUUUUUAUAUCAUUCUUAAUUACCUACACCUAUAAUUUAAAUUAACAAAAAAAAACCAAGGCAUUUGCAUUAAAAAAAUACAUUUAUCUUUUUAACCAUUCUAAUAUGUUCUCUGUUCCUUAUGACAAAUCUAAAAUCAUUAAGUCAUGAUAGAAAAUAAUUGCAGAAAAACAAAAUUAAAUACAUGCAUUUUUAUUUUUUAAAAUUUGUAUUUUUGUAGAAAAAGAGGUUUGAUUUUUAUAAUGAUUUUUGGUUAGCAAAACUACCUCAAUGAUUUUGAUCUCCUUCAAAUUUCAUUUCAUUUUAAUAAAAUCGUUCCUUUUCUUUUUCGAAUUCAUCAAAAAUAAUGUCCCAGUUAAAAUGCAUUUUGUCAUGUAGAAAAAUAAAGUACUAACAGUUUUCAAUGAACCUUACAUUUUUUUAUAAUUUUGAAAAAUGAAAGAGGUGAUUUGGUAGCAAUCACAAAAAUAUGUAUGCGCAUAUUGAGUACUACACCUAGAUUUAAAAAAAAUAAAUAAAAAGCAAC
This is a messenger RNA of Culicoides brevitarsis, 3122 nucleotides long. RefSeq names its product programmed cell death protein 4 (gene Pdcd4). Bases 859 to 2241 code for a protein of 460 amino acids. The transcript is spliced from 5 exons. Gene Ontology annotation, biological process: negative regulation of DNA-templated transcription. The record is from RefSeq and is a predicted model, not a curated record. NCBI's taxonomy places the organism in Eukaryota, Metazoa, Arthropoda, Insecta, Diptera, Ceratopogonidae. Gene Ontology annotation, cellular component: cytosol; nucleus.